AUGAGCCUAGCGGAGUCACAAAACAAUAUCGAAGAGAACGACGUGACCCCGUAUACUGAGCUGGACAAGCGUGCGCUGUUCACAUUUCACCCUCGGGGUCAGCAGCAGCAGCAAAGCCAAACCUGA
Messenger RNA from Phytophthora nicotianae INRA-310, 126 nucleotides. RefSeq lists its product as hypothetical. The transcript has a single exon. Lineage: Eukaryota; Oomycota; Peronosporomycetes; Peronosporales; Peronosporaceae. The record is from RefSeq and is a predicted model, not a curated record. The coding region runs from base 1 to 126 and encodes 41 amino acids.